UCAUCGUUUUCGUGCAUUUGCUGCCAGUUUUGCGGAGUGUGUUUUUUUCGAGGAGCAGAUAAAAUAACAGGAAAAAAGCAACUUUACAACGAUCAUUCCCAUUUUCAAGCAAACGUAGUAAGCAACUAGAAGAACACAACGGCACACCAUGCCUUCGGCUGCUACCACAAUUACCAACAACAACAACAAUAGCAAGGAGAAGCGCGCCUCGGUCGGCUCCAUCGGUGGUGGCGGCGUGGGCGGAAUCGGUGGCAGCGGGAACGGUAGCAGCUCGAGCACUACCAAUGGGCAGCGCAGCAAUAGCCCCAGCUUGGCCGAAAAGUCGACGGCACCGGCAGCGGAUGGCAGCCAAACCGAUUUGACCAACAACAAUUCGAGCAAUGGAAAUGCUGCCAAAGCACUGAAGACAGCCGCAUCUGCGACUGCCGUUGCUGCUACAACUGCUGCUGCUGCUGCUGCCGAGCCGUACAAUCCCCUGAAGCAAAUGUUGGUCACCAUUGAGCACAAAAUUCGGAACCUGGAGAAGCGCAAGACGAAACUGGAAUCUUAUCGCGCCAUACAAACAGGCGGCAAGGAACUGAGCGCUGACCAGGCAUCCGCUGUGGCCAAAUACGAUGCGGUCCUGGCCAAUCUGGAGUUUGCCCGGGAGCUGGCCAAGCAAAUGCAACAGCAAUCCAAAGAGGCCGAAAAGGAGCAGAAGAAACAGGCACGCAAGGACAACCAGGCCAAGGCACUGGCUGAGACAGCCAAGAUUCGGGAGGUUUUGAUCAUUCAGAAUGUACUCAACUGCUUCAAUGAUGAACAAGUUCGAAACGAUUUCCUGUCGGGCGAGAACGGAGCUCAAAAGUUGGAGAGCAGCGAACUGGAUGUGCUGGAGAAAUUCUGCAUUGAGACCCAAACCCGUCGUCCGGAAACUGCAGAGGACAUAAGCUUCAUAGCCACUGCUCAGAAGGCGGCCGAGAUCUUUUCCCUGACGAUCAAUGCCAAGCCCAAGGCCUACGGUGAAAUCACCUUCGACAAGGUGCGUGCGCUUUUCCAACAGAUCCAGGACAGCGGCUAUCUGGAUAAGUACUAUCAAGUGCCGGUGGAGAAUGCGGUGGCCAACAGCACGGACAGCGGCACUGGAAGCGGUGAGGGUGAGGUCGGGGAGAUAUUGCUGAACGAUGCCACCGGAGAGUUGGAUACGGAGAUUCCCUCCGAGCCGUCAGCACGCAACUCUCUUGAGGAGGGUCUUGAUAAAGUUCAUUUGGGUGGCAAUCCUGAAAUGGAACAGCAGCAGCUGCAACACGAACGCCCACAUCUCAUUCUGCUUGAGCCUCAGCACCUGCGCGCUCCAGUGGAGCAGCCGCAGCCGCCGCAAAACAUGGUGGUGCAGCAGCCUCCCAUCUCUCAACCAACGACCACGCCAGUGCAUGUUGUGUAUGCUUCGCCGCUACCUCCUCAGCAACAACAGCCACCACCGCCUCAUCCACACAAGCUGCUGAGCAGCCCCGUGAAUCUCCAGGCCUUGCAGACGGGAGCAGCUCCUCCUCCCCCUCAGCAGCAACAGCAGCAGCCGCCUCCGCCCCAUUUCGCACCCACUGUUCGUGCCGUGGAGCAGAAUUACUUCAAGCAGCCGCAGCACCCCCAGGCAGCAGGAUUGCAGGCUCCCACACCGCAGCAGCAACAGUUUAUGCAACAACUGCGUCCUUUGGCGGAGGUUUUGGGCACAGGAACCUUCCACUUUCUGCAGGACAGCGAACUGGACAAUCCUGAGGUCUUGGCUCCUCCGCCCCCAUCCAAUCAGGGAUUGAUCUUUGAGGCUCGCCCACACUAUAUUGAAGAGCCUCCACAGGCCAUACAAACCCUGACCUUCACCAAUCAAUCGUUCCCCUCGCAGCCGCAACAACCGAAGCCCCAGCCGCAGGUCCCUCCACCGCAGCAGCAGCUCUUCUCGCCAGUUUUGAUCCACGAGCAGCGACAGCAACAGCAGCAGCAGCCUAUGUUAAUCAUGGCACGUCUACCGCCCCAGCAGCAGCCACAGCCUCAACCACAACCACAGCUGCCUCCACAGCAAGCUCCUCAAGGCAUCGGCAUGCAGCCAGGAGACGUGACCUCAGUUUUUCCCUAUGAUAGUGCUGUUGUGACCUACGAGCAACAAAUCCAGCAGCAGCUGAAGGAAAAACAGCAGUUGGAAGAGCCCACUAUAGUGAUCAAAUCGUCUGCCGGAGCUGGGGGCGAUGUGGAGAGCAAUGAUUGGAAUGCCCGUAAUAACGACACCAAUGCCGCCGCCACUGCUGCGCUUACGAAUGUCUUAAAGGCCCAGUCCUCGUCGAUAGCAGAGUCCACACCACCUGCACCACCAAACAAAUGGAGCUCGGAAAUGAAUGCCAUGAGCAGUGCCGCCUCGAACGGCAGCAGCAACAACAGCCAUAAGCAGGAGUGGGCUACUCCACGCGACAAUAGCAGCGGCAGCGGAUAUCCGGAGAACGAAGGCAACAACCAUUGGAACAGUUCUCAGCAAGAUGGACGACGCAAUUCUGGCAACUAUCAGCGCCGCGGUGCUGGAGGAGAUGACAGGCGCGAUCGGGAUCGCGAUCGUGACCGCGACCAGGGUGGACGAGGCGAUGAGCGUCGUAAUGGUGGCGAAAGAGGAAGCUAUCGCGCUCGUCAGUACGGAAACUCGACAAACGGACGCAAUCCCGGUGGCAACAGUGGUGUCUACUUCCGCAACAAUGAGUCUGGAAACGGAGGCAACAACUACUACCAGAAUGGCGGUGGAGUGUACAACAAGGAAUCGCGCUAUGACUCUUCAGGCGGAGGUGGAAGCUAUCGCGGCCAGCGUGGUGGAAACCAGCAACGGAACGGGAACGGAUCGUUUGGCGGUGGCAGACCCUUGGGCGAUCGUGGUCGUGGUGGAGCAGGUGGCCAAGGUGCCGGUGGCGAGCGUGGUGGCUACAUAAACCAACGCCAGACCCAGCCACAGCGCAUGCCAAUUGGAUUGGAGAACAAAAACUGAGCAAACAAUACGUAUUACCAAUAAACAACAAGGAAAACUUCAUACAAAUCAUACAGAAACACACAGAAACACACAGAUAGCGAACACAGAUCAUCCACAUGCAAGCAAAGGCAACGUAGACGUACAAUUACUAUUACGACGUUAGACUCCAGGAAACAACAAGAAAAUAUGAAAAUAAACAAACAAAAUUCGUCUAGAGAAAAUCACAAUUAGGGGCAGGGAAAACGGCAGCGGCAGCAGCAUCAAAUGAGAAAUCCGAUUCUUGCGCAUUUUUGAAAACCAUGUAUAAUUCUUUCCCUUAAUUACGAUUUAUUUACGUAUUAAUAAAAGCAAAAUAGUUGUUAGAAAAACGAAGAAAAAUUCAGAAAGAUUACAACUAUAUACAGGAAAGAAACGCUGUAAGGGUUUCGUUUCUAAAACUCCCAGACAGGACAGGACAGGACAGGAAGAACUUCUACGCAACAAAAAGAUGAGCAAAGUACAGAAACAACAACUCAGAAAGUCUCUCCCCUCCCCUUCUCCUCGAACAACCUUAACCAUUUUGUUCGGCUGCGCUAAAACUGAUCUAAUAACGAACAGAGACCGAGUGCGGGGUGAAAAAAAAGUAUUUAUACGUCUUAGCAAUUAAAUAACAAUUCUGAAAUAUACAAAUUAAUUACUAUUACCUAUAUAUAUAAACGAAGGAUAAUAUAUUUUUAGUUUUUGCUCUUACUGUCAUGUUCUAUCCCAUUUCAACAUUGUUUUUUUUUUUUUGUAGUUUUGCCAAAAUCUUACACACAAACGAAACGAAAAAAAUGCAAAACCACUUAUGAAAAUAAUAGUUGUAAUUAACUCUAUGCGAAAAAAGAAGCAUGCACACUAACAGUGCAUUAUAAAUGAAAUGAAAUGAUUUAUGUAUUUGCAAAAUGGUACAUACAUUAAACAAAAUUAUGUAUAUGUAA
This is a messenger RNA of Drosophila pseudoobscura, 3939 nucleotides long. RefSeq names its product caprin family member (gene Capr). The transcript has 4 exons. Lineage: Eukaryota; Metazoa; Arthropoda; Insecta; Diptera; Drosophilidae. The record is from RefSeq and is a predicted model, not a curated record. Gene Ontology annotation, cellular component: cytoplasm. Bases 149 to 2998 code for a protein of 949 amino acids. Gene Ontology annotation, molecular function: RNA binding.